GGAUCAACAAUACCGCGCGAUGUCUUCUGUGGGCCCCACGAAUUGAGGAAGGCUGGGACAACCUUGGCCUUCAUUUACUGCACAUUCUUCACAAAAGCUAUUGCGGCAUCACUCCGGAAGAGCCAACAGGCAACAGCUGCAGACAGCAGCUGCUGCAGUGGGCUAGCAGCUGCUGGAGCCGAGCGGCUGGAGCUGCAGCCGCAGCCGCAGCCGCAGAACCUCGCACGCCCUGUGCUGUUGAGCUAAACGAGGCAGGGAUCCAGUUCAAAAUAAGCAACACUGAAAGUAUCCAUGACGUUGACUUUGAUAAUGGUGUGCUCAGCAUGCCGGUGUUCGAGUUCCACGAUCAAACGGAGGUGGAGCUCCUCAACCUGAUGGCAUUUGAGUGGCUACAUCCCGACCCCAAAUCUGACGUGAGGUCCUACAUAUCCUUCGUGGACAAAAUUACGGAGUCAGAAAGAGAUGUGGCACUUCUGAGAUCCAAAGGGAUCUUCGUAAACAUGAUAGGCAGAGACAAGGCGGUGGUGGAGAUGUUCAACACCCUCACCAAGUUAGCAAGGACGCCAGACGAAGGCAGCAGGCUAUACCGCGUGCUAUCGAAGGUGAACGCCCACUGUAAGAAGCGCCGGAACAAGUGGCGCGCCAUGUUCAUGAACAACUAUCUGAGCAACCCCUGGGUAUUCAUCUCCCUCGUGGCCGCCGUCAUCCUGCUCAUUGCCACCAUCAUGCAGACCAUCUACACCGUCGUGCCGUUCUACACCAGAAAGGACUAGCAGGAUCAGAAUUCUGUGGCAACAUGUGGCUCUAGUGCUCUGCUUAUACUAUCUCAGUACAUGUGGACAACUAUUAUUGUUUUCUCUCCAUUAUUAUUGUGUGCAAUGUGGCUUUCUAUGGUAGUGAUAUCUGCCUUUCUAUAUUUGGGUUGUACGUGUGGACCAUUAUUAUUUCUCUCCAUUAACGUUGUUGUACCAUUUAUUUGGAGUGAGAUUGUGUUACUGU
Molecule: messenger RNA, 999 nt
Organism: Panicum virgatum (switchgrass)
Lineage: Eukaryota; Viridiplantae; Streptophyta; Magnoliopsida; Poales; Poaceae
Product: putative UPF0481 protein At3g02645
Exons: 1
Coding region: 324-773 (149 amino acids)
Source: RefSeq, a predicted model, not a curated record